Molecule: messenger RNA, 3882 nt
Organism: Polyodon spathula (Mississippi paddlefish)
Lineage: Eukaryota; Metazoa; Chordata; Actinopteri; Acipenseriformes; Polyodontidae
Gene: stmn4
Product: stathmin-like 4
Exons: 6
Coding region: 128-694 (188 amino acids)
Biological process (GO): regulation of microtubule polymerization or depolymerization; neuron projection development; microtubule depolymerization
Cellular component (GO): cytoplasm; neuron projection
Molecular function (GO): tubulin binding
Source: RefSeq, a predicted model, not a curated record
AAUCAGACACAAUUUCCUUUCUCAAAUCUGCCAUUGUUAUGUCGGUGAAUAUCAGCCAAAAAAAAUAAGAUUCACAGAGGAUACCUUACAGAUUAUUUUGUGACUGACAUUAAAGUUGUGAGGCAUAAUGACUCUUGCAGCUUACAAAGAGAAGAUGAAAGAGCUGCCCCUUGUUUCUCUGUUCUGCUCCUGUCUACUUGCUGAGCCACAGCCUAAGUCUACUUACAAAGUCCAAGAUGCGGUGGACCUAAGCUGGUGUGUGAUCAAAGAUGUGGAGCUUAUUGAGUUGAAUAAGCGUGCCUCUGGACAGGCCUUUGAGGUGAUUCUGAAGCCCCCCUCCUUUGAUGGGAUCCCCGAGUUUAACACCUCACUCCCCCAGAGACGAGAUCCCUCCCUGGAGGAGAUCCAGAAGAAACUGGAAGCGGCGGAGGAGAGAAGGAAGUUCCAAGAGGCAGAGCUGCUGAAGCACCUGGCAGGGAAGCGAGAGCACGAACGAGAGGUGAUUCAGAAGGCCAUUGAGGAGAACAACAACUUCAGUAAAAUGGCCAAGGAGAAGCUGGAACAGAAAAUGGAGGCCAACAAGGAAAACCGAGAGGCCCUGAUGGCAGCCAUGCUGGAGCGCCUGCAGGAGAAGGACAAGCAUGCAGAAGAGGUGAGAAAAAACAAGGAGCUGAAAGAUGAAGCUUCUCGAUAGAUGGAAGAAAACUUGGGACUCAUUUUACUAGUUAAGAAUUAAAAAAAGAUUAUCACAGAUUUUUUAUGUGAUGAAGAUUGGAAAACAAGAAAGCUUCUUCGUCCACAUGAAGUGGAGUUAGUGUUUGUCUGUGUGGCAAAACAAGGUGCACCAACUCAUGUUGGCCAAAACAGCUUCAAGGCUGGAAUUUAAAAAAAAACAGAGAGAGAGAGAGAGCUGAUUGGUCUGGUCCAGUUAUUAAAACAGGUCUCUUGUCAGAAGGUCUUUUGAGGACUUUUCUGAUGUUAGAUCAUGGUUAACACUUUUAUUUUUAAUGAUCUUUACUAAAAUUUCCCAUGCUUAAUAGCACACCAAAUAUGUAAAAUUGGCAACAGAAGAUUUAUGUAUUCAUGAACUUCCAAGGAACAUCGACAGCAGUGCUUCCCAAUUGAACCUAUAACUUCAUUCAAGUAUGACUUGCAUCUUUGGGUCAUCUAAGCUCAGCUCACCUCUUAUAAUGAUUAACCUAUCCCCUGAAAUGCUUUAUCACUUUAUUCAGGUACAAGACAUUUGCAGCAAUGCAGUUCUUAUGAAUGAUUAAAAUCAUUAAAAUAAAAAAAAAAAGAUCAUCAUUCUGAUGAGAUGUGUUGACAUUCCAGGAAUAUGUAUUCUAGAAUUAUCAAUUCAUCGCAAAAUUAUGACAUCUAUCUCACCAUGUAUCUAGGAUAAUUUAUUUCUGUAUUCUUUAUGGGUCAUUUUGAGCCAAAAAGUCCUUAAUAAAUUUCUCAAUACAGAAAGUGUUAAUUCAACCUAUGCCUAGUGUACAAUACCAGUUGCGUACCAGACUUAUACUUGCACUUGUGCGCUUCACAGGCUUGGUCACUUUCUUUCCCUCUCUCAAAUACAAAUCUAAUUUUCUGUUUGCACUCAGCAUGGAUCAAUAAGGGAUAAAUGACACGUGUGCUCAUACAGAGCACCUAGUGCAGUUAUGGAAAGAGGGAAUGCAGUGAAACAAGAGAAAAAAAUAAUAAAAUCACACUUACUAAAUUUCCAUAAAACUUAAUCCUAAUGCAAAUCUGAAAUGUUUUAUACAUGUUGCAAUUGGGAAUAUGGUAAUUGCAAAAUAAAUCUCUAUUGUAACAAUGGAAACUAAUUUAAAUUGUAAUGUAGCAUAUACUGUUCCCAAAGCCAAUCACUGGCUGUAUAUGCUUUAAAGCAUAAUGCAUUAAUUCUGGGAAAUAAUUACUUUAAAUGAGGUUGUAAAUUGAGGUAGACUUGUGCAACUGGUGUAGAACAUUAUUGCUUUGUAUUUGGUUACACACUGAAGAUUGCAAUUUUACAGUAUUAAUGAUGUAUACAUUGUAUGCAUUUUAGCAGGGAUAGGAAAUUCUAUUUUGACUGUUAAGUUGGACCUGUCCCAUUAUUCAGUCAAAAUUUAUUUGAUAUUUUCAUGAUUAAUAAUUGGAGUGCAUUCUUUGGAUUUCAAAUAAUAUAUACACAUAUUUUGAAAAUGUUAGGAAACCUUUACAAUACUAUAAAAAAAAAAAAAACACAAUAACACCAGAACACACACUUACAUACUGUUACACUAUGACAUUGUGUUCUGCUGCAGCACAUCCCUUCCCUAUAUUAAUGAAGCAAAUGCAGGUCCUAUAGGUGCACUUUGUCUUGGCAUGCCAGUGUCCUUCUUUUUGUGUCUUGUGAUUGUUGAACAUGUAAUUCCUUUAAGAUGCUAAUAACAUGUUAAUAUUACCUGAUGUCAAUAUGAUAAAAGAAAAAAGGCAAAUGUUGACAUAUACAGUAAUUGAUAGACAUGUAACUGAAGUUGAGUUCAGCAUGACCAGUAAAAGGUUUUUUUUUUUUUUGGCAGAACAAGUCAUGGUUACUGUAAUAUAUCCAGCUUCUUAUUUUCCCUUUAAAGGAGUUUAAGUAUUGUGUUUCUUUUCUGUGUGUGAGUGAGUGUGUGUACAUUUUUGUGUACAAAGUGAAUAAGGAAUUCAGACUUGUGAAACCAAAGUGAUUAAAAUAAAAUAAAGUGAUUUAAAAGGAUGAACCACAUCAGUGUUAGCUAGGAUCAGAAUUCUGUCUUCUGCCUGUUAAUGUAUGUGUUUCUGAAAUCUAUGUUCCAGGUUCCAUGAAGCCUGGUCACAUGAAGGGAGGAGACUCAACACUGGACUGGCUAGCCCAGCUUGUUAAUGAAAAACAAUGUUAGUGUGAGAUUGGCAAAUCCAUGUCUGUCAACCCUGGAAUCCUAUAAUGAGGAUUGACUAAACAGUGACUUAGAGGUCUACAUAAGACUGUCAGCUUUCAUCUGAUACCAUGAGGCUGUCUCCUGAGUGUGCAGAAUGGUGAAAGAUGUGCAGAAACUGCUCGCAUUCUGUUACCAUGUUGUUUUUAUGCAGCACAUUGAAGUUCAAGGAAAACAGUUAUUGUGUAUUUUCCUGUACUGCAAACAUAAAUCCUCAAUAUGUGCAGAAAUGCAAUGCAAAUGCAUCAAAUAAAUGCAUUGUACUCUGUGCGCGCGCGUGUGUGUAUGUGUGUAUAUUUCAGUCAAAUUUAAAUAGGUUUCUAAAACAUAAUUGUUCAUGUGGCUGUUAAAUAUGUGGAAAAUGUAACAUUUGCAAAUGCAAAAUAAUUUAAAAAGCUGUAUAUUUUUUUUUUUUUUUUAAGUUUACAGGUAUUACUUGUGAAGUAUUCACCAGCAAGUAUGCCAUGCAUUUGGUUUUAUUAAUGUCCCUCUGAUGAAAACUUGUCAUUAUUAAAACUGUAACUGAUGGCUAAAAAUAGGUGGUGCUAAAUAUGGGUAGAACAUCAGCAUUUUCAAAUAUGGAGAAGAGAGAUAUUUGGCAAUAUUUCAAUGCAUUAUUUCAGUCUGUAAAUUCUCCAAUUAAUUUUUUAAAAAGAGAAUUCGGAAAGGUGAUAUCCACCUAAGGUUUGGUUUGACCAAUUCUUAAUUGCAUUUGACAGAAGGACCAAGAGAAGUAUAAUGCACUUUUUGGCCCAUGGCCUUGACCAUUGGAGUUCUAAAAUGUCUGCUGGCUGAACUGUGAGGUAAAUAAUUAUUGUGUGAUGAUAGCAAUUACCAGUGGGAAGAAGUGGCAGUCUGGGUCACGUUCCCCCACCCCAUGUGCUGGGUGAACUGUGAUGUAAUGAUUAUUGACAGCUUGUAACAGGAUGGCGUGUAUGGUGACGUCAGACCCGGAAGAAAC